Lactuca saligna is the source of this 384-nucleotide messenger RNA. The record is from the annotation of a GenBank genome assembly. NCBI's taxonomy places the organism in Eukaryota, Viridiplantae, Streptophyta, Magnoliopsida, Asterales, Asteraceae.
AUGGAGUCUUCUGCUUAUCAUGUUUCAUUCAUAGAUCAAUCUGCUUCAUCUAUUCAUCUUGUGGUCAAGCAGAAUCAAAAUAUGAUUGUUGAUCUUGAUGCUUCGAAAUAUUCUAUGGAAGUUCAACCCCUAAUUGAAUGUUUAAAUCAUUCGAUUUUAAAGAAGGCAUUGACUCAUCAUGAAGAUGUACCUCUUUCAACCCUAAUUUUGGCUUAUUCUACUACAAACUACAAUAAGAAGAUGAAUGUGAUGAGCUUUGAGGUUAAAGGACACAAAACGACAAUUACCAAGGUUGCUUUCUGCAAGUUGUUAGGGUUACGAAUUGGAGAGAUGUAUUCAAACCCUAAUAGACUCAAAGCAUUGACUAGUUCAGUUAAUUUAUAG